GGGACAAAUGCAGUUGAUUUCCCGCCAAACAACCGCGCGCGCCAAAAUGUGGCGGCAUCCCUCGCGCCGUGGGCUUUUCACUGGCGGUUUCUCCGGCUUUGCGGAGACGCGGAAUUGAAUCAGGGUCCUGUUCUGCGAAUCGCUCGGCGGAAUGCCGGCGGUCUCGAGCGCACGAAGCGGACCCCUCCGGAGAAGCGGUUGAAGGAGGGGCAAGUUGCGUUGCGUGUUCUCUUUGAGACGCAGUUUGCUGUGAAAGAGUGCGGGCGCUUUUGUUCAAAUUCAUUUUCGGCAUUUUGGUUUGGCGCCAACGCCCCGUGGCGGCGCCGCCCCGCACUUCUCCAGGCGGGGAUCAGCGCCCUCACCGGACCCCGCAAGGAAGAGCGGUUCACUCGAGACGGCCGCGGUCGCAUUGUUUACUCGGGACCCGCCCCGUCUGGGAGGUCGCACGGCCUGCAGCAUUUGGGGGCGUAA
Molecule: messenger RNA, 471 nt
Organism: Trypanosoma conorhini
Lineage: Eukaryota; Euglenozoa; Kinetoplastea; Trypanosomatida; Trypanosomatidae
Exons: 1
Source: RefSeq, a predicted model, not a curated record